This is a messenger RNA of Panonychus citri (citrus red mite), 532 nucleotides long. Its product is annotated as frequenin-1-like. Bases 1 to 348 code for a protein of 115 amino acids. The record is from RefSeq and is a predicted model, not a curated record. Gene Ontology annotation, molecular function: calcium sensitive guanylate cyclase activator activity; calcium ion binding. The transcript has 4 exons. Lineage: Eukaryota; Metazoa; Arthropoda; Arachnida; Trombidiformes; Tetranychidae.
AUGAUGAAAGGAUUUUUUCGCAUUUACAAGCAAUUCUUUCCUCAUGGUGAUCCUUCAAGAUUUGCAUCUCUUGUUUUCAGAGUUUUUGAUGAAAAUAAGGAUGGUUCCAUUGAAUUUGAAGAGUUUAUCAAAGCACUUUCUGUGACAUCUCGUGGUAAUCUUGAAGAGAAACUAAUCUGGGCAUUUAAAUUGUACGAUGUUGACAACGAUGGUUUCAUAACUCGGGACGAAAUGUAUAAUAUAGUUGAUGCUAUUUAUCAAAUGCUUGGUACUCAUGCAAAGCCUGGAGAGGAGGAAGAGGAAACACCAAAGGAAAGGGUUGAUCGUAUCUUUGAACAAUUAAGAUAAUUAGCAAAUCAUUUGAUUAGAUUGUUUGGCUAAAAGGAACAAUUAAAAUGUGAGAGUUUCUCUUCUUUCGAUGGAAAUGAUUAACCAUUGGAAGAGAACAAGUGACAUUGGGGGCGUCACUUCAUUCGACUAUUUUCCCUCUUUUAGAAAAGAAAAUUUUUUUUUUUUUCAUUUUGUUCACUUU